Molecule: messenger RNA, 1400 nt
Organism: Dermacentor andersoni
Lineage: Eukaryota; Metazoa; Arthropoda; Arachnida; Ixodida; Ixodidae
Source: RefSeq, a predicted model, not a curated record
CUGGGGCGGCGAAAGGCUUUGUAUCGACAUUGACGUUUCUGGACAUGGAUGAGACGGAGUUCCAGAAAACAACGUUGGACGACCCACGAGAAUGCGUCCUCUGCAUCCUGUACACGUCAGGCACCACUGGUCUGCCCAAGGGUGUCGAGGUGACGCACUACGCUUUACUGGCAAACCUUGGAAUGUCAAGGUGGACUUUCCCUCACGACAACUCGGACGUGCUACUUUCGCCAACACCCAUCACGCAUGGCUCCGGCUUGUUGUUCAUCACAUUUAGCGUCCUGUUGGGCACGAAGACUGUAGUGAUGCCUCCGAACGCCAGCUUCCAAAGCGUAAUUAGUUCGGCCAGCAAGCACAAGGCGACGGCUGCCAUAUUCCUUCCAUCGCACCUCCAAUAUCUGGUGGAAGAGAUUCGGCGUACGGGCCAGCGCAUCAGUGGACUGAGAUUCGUCUGUACUGGCGGAAGCGCCUUGAGCAAGCCACAAUACGACGCCGCCCUGGAGGCCUUCGGCAGUGAGCUGGAAUGCUUGGCGAACAUCUACGGCAUGCCCGAAGCCAUAAGCCUGCUGUGCUCGCCGUCACGGAAGGGGGCCAUCGGCAUCGAUAUGGGAUUUCCCGCGCCAAUGACGCAGAUAAAAAUUGUCGACAUGUCUACAGAAAGAAGACUCGGCCCAUAUCAAACGGGUGAGAUCCGCUAUCGCGCUCCAACUGUAAUGAAGAGCUACUACAAGCGACCAAAGGAAACACGGGAGUUUUUUGACACCGAAGGAUGGUGCAAGUCAGGAGACGCCGGCUACUACGACGAAGAAGGACGCAUACACUUCGUUCAGCGCUUCAAAGAAAUGAUCAAAUGCAUGGAUAACCAAGUGGUGCCCGCUGCUCUUGAAGAAGUCUUGCUCAACGAGCACUACCGAGAGGUUCUGGACGUCUGCGUGGUUGGCAUACCUUGCCCAAAGUACGGAGAGGCACCGGCAGCCGCCGUUGUGCCUCGAAGCAAGGAUCGCCGAGUGCUCGUCGAUUUGGCCAACAGAAUCAAAUCUACUAUUGCUGAAAAUUUUGCCGUCCACAAGCACCUUUACGGCGGUGUGUUCUUCCUGGACUCAUUGCCCAAGACUGAAUCUGGAAAGACCAACAGGGCUGCCGUCCUUGAACAGUGCGCCUCGCUGUCUGCAUACUAAACGAUCACGGCACACAGCGGACCGUGCUGCGAGUGCUUUACUACCUUUUGCUGGGAGAUGCAAAGACAUGCUAGGCACCGAAGGCGCACCUUGUGCGGCUACUCACCUUGCCGUUUCACUGAAAGCGAACCCCUUCAAAUGUACCAGCCAGCAUCUAUUCCCGUUAAGAAAUAUACCUUUCUUGACGUUUGAGUUAGAAAUGCACAUAAAAAAUACUUCACA